AUGAAGCUGCUGCUGCUGUGUCUGGGGCUGACUCUCAUCUGUGCCCACGAUGAAGGAAGCCAUGAAGUUGUGACAAGUGACUUUGAUAUGUCAAAGAUAUCAGGGGAGUGGUAUACCAUACUCUUGGCCUCAAAUGUCAAAGAAAGAAUAGAAGAAAAUAGUGCCAUGAGGGGUUUUGUUGAAUCUAUCCAAUCCUUGGACAACUCUUCUCUGACAUUUAAAUUUCAUAUAAAGGUGAAUGGAGAGUGUACUGAAAUUUCUUUGCUUGGUGACCCAUUAGGAGGGAAUGGUGUAUAUAAUGUUAUCUAUGCUGGAUUCAAUAUAUUGUUGAUAAGUGAGGCGGUCUAUAGUGACUAUCUUAUUUUUCAAGUCAUUAAUUUCAACCCUGAGAAGCCAUUCGAUAUGAUGGGACUCUAUGCCCGAAAACCAGAUGUGAGUCCAAAACUCAAAGAGAGGUUUGGAGAACUUUGCCAAAAGUAUGGAAUUCCUGAGGAAAACAUACUGGACCUGACCGAUGAUGAUCGCUGUCUCCAGGCCCGAGGGAGCCAUGUGGCCCAGGACUCCAGGUGGGUGAUGUGUGACGGAGAGGGGGUGCCAGGGAUCACUGCCUUCCAACACCAUUAG
Molecule: messenger RNA, 624 nt
Organism: Molossus molossus (Pallas's mastiff bat)
Lineage: Eukaryota; Metazoa; Chordata; Mammalia; Chiroptera; Molossidae
Product: allergen Fel d 4-like
Exons: 6
Coding region: 1-624 (207 amino acids)
Molecular function (GO): small molecule binding; odorant binding
Source: RefSeq, a predicted model, not a curated record